AUGAACAGCUCGCUUGGACGCGGUGUUCUGCUCACCUCUGGAAUCAGUCCCACACAGGAAGAAGGAAACGUCUGCUCACAGUGUGGGAGGAGCUUUAAGUACCAGUGUCAUCUUAAAAUACACCAGCGCAUUCACACUGGAGAGAAACCAUAUCAGUGCUUACAGUGUGGGAAGAGCUUUAAGUACCAGUGUCAUUUAAAAAUACACCAGCGCAUUCACACAGGAGUGAAACCGUAUCAGUGCUCAGAGUGUGGAAAGAGUUUUUAUACACAGUCUAGUCUCAAAAUCCACCACCGCAUUCACACUGGAGAGAAACCAUAUCAGUGCUCACAAUGUGGAAAGAGUUUUCAUAGACAGAGUGAGCUCAAAAUACACCAGCGCAUUCACAGUGGAGAGAAACCAUAUCACUGUUCACAGUGUGAAAAAAGUUUUAUUCAACAGAGUCAUCUCAAAUCACACCAGCGCAUUCACACUGGAGAGAAACCGUAUCAGUGCUCACAGUGUGGGAAGAGUUUUAAUACAAAGAGUGACCUUAAAACACACCAGCACAUUCACACUGGAGAGAAACCGUAUCAGUGCUCACAGUGUGGGAAAAGUUUUAAUAGAAAGACUGAGCUCAAAAUACACCAGCGCAUUCACACUGGAGAAAAACCGUAUCAGUGCUCACAGUGUGGGAAGAGUUUUAUUACAAAGAGUGGUCUGAAAAGACACCAGCACAUUCACACUGGAGUCAAACCACAUCAGUGUUCACAGUGUGGAAAAAGUUUUAUUCAACAGAGUCAUCUCAAAACACACCAGCGCAUUCACACUGGAGAGAAACCGUAUCAGUGCUCACAGUGUGGAAAGAGUUUUUAUAGACAGAGUGAGCUCAAAAUACACCAGCGCAUUCACAGUGGAGAGAAACCAUAUCACUGUUCACAGUGUGAAAAAAGUUUUAUUCAACAGAGUCAUCUCAAAUCACACCAGCGCAUUCACACUGGAGAGAAACUGUAUCAGUGUUCACAGUGUGGAAAAGGUUUUAAUCAACAGUGUCAUCUCAAAACACACCAGCGCAUUCACAUUUUACAGAAAUGA
This is a messenger RNA of Trichomycterus rosablanca, 1074 nucleotides long. RefSeq names its product zinc finger protein 300-like. Gene Ontology annotation, biological process: regulation of transcription by RNA polymerase II. Lineage: Eukaryota; Metazoa; Chordata; Actinopteri; Siluriformes; Trichomycteridae. Bases 1 to 1074 code for a protein of 357 amino acids. Gene Ontology annotation, cellular component: nucleus. Gene Ontology annotation, molecular function: DNA-binding transcription factor activity, RNA polymerase II-specific; RNA polymerase II cis-regulatory region sequence-specific DNA binding. The record is from RefSeq and is a predicted model, not a curated record. The transcript has 2 exons.